CGAAUCGAAACAGUCACUCAAUAAAAUUCAAUGGAAUAGCAAGGAAACUACGCAACUCGUGUUAUUUAUAGAUAAAACAUUAUUUUGGUGUCUAAUUAUGAUAUGACAAAUUUGGUGAUAAACGGACAAAAGUGACGGUUAUAAGCAAUGGCUGAUUACAGUGCUAAAUGUUUUCACCGUUUUCUCCGUGCCUCCUUGGGAUUUCUGCUUCUAGCACAACUAGCGCAAUACGUACCCUUGGCGUCCGCCGAAGGUCACUGCACAUGGUACGGCGUGUGUGACGCGCCGUACAACUGCGCUUACAAUGGCACGGCUAAACCUAUACAGGAAGAGACCAAGUGGGUCCUGGAGAAAUACUGCCCCGAAUACCUCGGCGGCAAUGUCUGCUGCAACGACGCCCAGCUGAAGAACUUCGCCGACAAGAUCAAAACAGCCGAGUCUUUAGUGUCGAGGUGUCCCACGUGUUUCAAUAACUUCUUGAAACACAUCUGCGCCAUCACGUGCUCGCCGCAGCAGAGCGACUUCAUAGUCGCUAAGACCGUCGCCCCUAACAAGAAUGGCACUGCGCUCAAUGUUGUCGAGUUGGACUACUACCUGUCAGCUACUUACAAGGAGGCCACAUAUAACUCGUGCAAACAGGUCCAAAUGCCGUCAGCGAACAAGUUGGCAAUGGAUUUCCUAUGCCUGAAGUACGGCGCUCAGCGUUGCACGGCGCAGCGCUGGUUCGAAUUCAUGGGCACCAAGGGUCCGUUCGUGCCCUUCCAGAUAAACUACAUCGAGUCUGUGCCUAAUAAUAACUACACCUUGUUCAAUCCGGCCACCCUUCCCUGCAGUGUCGGCCUUACCAAGGAUACCCCGGGAUGCUCCUGCCUAGACUGCGACGCCGCGUGCCCCGCGCCGCGCCCGGCCCCCGCGCCGCCGAAACCCUUCAGUAUCCACGGCGCGGAUGGCUACGCCGUCAUUAUGGCCAUCGUGUUCGUCAUCUUCACGUCGCUGUUCCUCAGCGGAGUCUAUUGCUGCAAUCAGCAGGAGAAUACUGUUGACGGGUGGCGCGGCGAGCGGCGCGGCGGGGGCCCGGAGACCAGCCCGCUACACAGCCACAGAUCUAGUGUGGCUUCAGACAAUGAGCAAGAGAUGGCCACCAACCCUCGGUCCAUCGACCAAUCUGAUGGUCUACAAGAAGCCACCUUCUUCGAGAAGCUGGGGGCGGACACGGAAACCAAAUUGGAGGACUUCUUCCAGUGGUGGGGCUACCAUAUGGCCUCUAAACCUUGGAUCGUGCUGUUUGCGGGUCUCUGCGUGGUCGUAGGCCUCGGCCAUGGCAUCUACUACAUGCAAGUCACAACUAACCCCGUUGAGCUUUGGGCCUCACCAACCUCGCGCUCUCGUAUCGAGAGAGAAUACUUCGACUCUCACUUUGAGCCGUUCUACCGUACUGAGAUGGUUAUCAUCAGCUCCAAAGGUCUCCCGAAGAUAGAGUACACAGAUGAAUUCAAUGAGACCACGACGUUUGGUGCGGUGUUCAAUUCCACAUUCAUGGUGGAGGUAUUCGAGUUGCAGAAGAAGAUUAUGGACCUCGGUAACACGUCUCGUCUCGAGAACGUGUGCUUCGCGCCGCUCGCGUCCGCGAUCAACCCCACCGUCACCGCGGACAAGUGCGCCAUCCAGAGCGUGUGGGGAUGGUUCCAGAACGACCCGGAUAACUUUGACGUUGAGGACAACGCGUACUUGGGAAAGAUCUUGAAGUGCACGCAAAACGCAUACGACCCCGACUGCCUGUCAACAUACAACGGUCCUGUGUUACCAGCGGUUGCUCUAGGCGGUUUCCUGGCUCCCGGGGAACAACUCACCUCGCAGUCUCGCUUCCAUGAGGCCACUGCCCUCAUUCUGACCUUCCUGGUCAACAACAAACACGACAAGGCCAAGUUGGGCCCAGCGCUCGAAUGGGAGAAAGACUUCAUCACAUUCAUGACAAACUACACCAAAAACGAGAUGCCAGCACACAUGGACAUCGCUUACACCUCCGAGCGGUCCAUCGAAGACGAACUGUACAAGGAAUCUCAGUCAGAUGUGUCUACUAUACUGGUGUCUUACUUUAUCAUGUUCGCGUAUAUUGCGAUAUCGCUGGGACGGUUCACUACCUGUGCGAGGUUGCUGAUUGACAGCAAAGUCACUCUUGGACUUGGAGGCGUCCUCAUAGUCCUGGCAUCCGUGGUGUGCUCGAUCGGCCUGUUCGGUUACGUCGGUGUCGCCGCCACACUCAUCAUCGUAGAAGUCAUCCCCUUCCUUGUGUUGGCGGUUGGCGUGGACAAUAUCUUCAUCCUGGUGCAAACUGCUCAACGUGAGCCGAGAAGACAGGACGAGACCGCCGCGCAACAUAUCGGGAGGACCCUGGGACAAGUGGGCCCCUCCAUGUUCCUGACGUCGAUCUCGGAGUCGGUGUGCUUCUUCCUGGGCGCGCUGAGCGACAUGCCGGCCGUGCGCGCCUUCGCGCUCUACGCCGCCGUCGCGCUGCUCGUCGACUUCCUGCUGCAGGUCACCUGCUUCGUGGCCCUCAUGGCGGUCGACACCGAGCGGCAGAACGCCAACAGAUUCGACGUAUUCUGCUGCGUGCAAGGCAGCAAGGUGGACAUGCCAGACGCAUACGAUGGACUUCUGUAUAACAUGUUCAAACAUGUCUACGUGCCCUUCCUCAUGAAGCGAGAAGUCAGAGCCUCGGUCAUGAUCAUAUUCUUCGCUUGGCUCUGUUCGUCUGUAGCUGUCGCACCCCACAUAGAAAUCGGUCUCGACCAAGAGCUCUCCAUGCCUCACGACAGUUUCCAAACGAAAUACUUCCAACACCUCAACAAAUAUCUCAACAUCGGGCCACCAGUGUACUUUGUGGUCACAGAAGGAACCAACGGCAUAGAUUAUUCGGACAAGGAUAUACAGAAUAUGAUAUGCGGCACUAGAUUCUGUAACGAUGACAGUGUUUCUAUGCAGAUAUAUUCAGCGUACCGCACACAAAACGAGAGUUACAUCGGACAGCCGGCCAACUCGUGGCUCGACGACAUGUUCGACUGGUCGGACGGCGACAAGUGCUGCUUCAAAUACAAGAACGGCAGCUUCUGUCCGCACGACGUCGCCUUACAGACGGGCAGUUGCGAAGCGUGCAACAUACCGCUAGUACCACCAGAACAACGUCCCAGCCCUACCGACUUCGAUCGUUACGUCUCCUUCUUCCUCCGCGACAAUCCAGACAACGAUUGCCCUAAAGGCGGUCACGCCGCCUACGCCCAAGCAGUCAACUACAAAACGAGAAUCAUAAACAAGACAGAAUCAAGCGAAGUCGGAGCUACAUACUACCAAACCUACCACACAGUGCUAAAAACAAGCUCUGAUUACUACUCAGCCUUAAAAGCGGCGAGAAACGUAGCUGCCAACCUUACUUACACAAUAAACUCUAAAUUAAAAGAACAAGGGAAGAACACGACAGUGAAUGUGUUCCCUUAUUCGGUGUUCUAUGUGUUCUAUGAGCAGUAUUUGACGAUGUGGCCGGAUACGUUAAAGAGUAUGGGAAUUAGUGUGCUGUCUAUAUUUAUUGUCACGUUCAUUUUGAUGGGAUUCGAUCUCUUCUCGGCUUUGGUGGUAGUAAUAACGAUCACAAUGAUCGUAGUCAAUAUAGGAGGACUUAUGUACUGGUGGGGUAUUAGUUUGAAUGCAGUGUCACUAGUCAAUUUGGUGAUGGCGGUGGGUAUAGCGGUGGAGUUCUGCUCGCACCUGGUGCACAGCUUCAGCGUGUCCCCGGGCGCGUCGCGCGUGGCCCGCGCCGGCGCCGCGCUCGCGCGCAUGGGCUCCUCCGUGCUCAGCGGCAUCACGCUCACCAAGUUCGGCGGCAUCAUCGUGCUGGCCACCGCCAACAGUCAGAUAUUCCAGGUGUUUUACUUCCGUAUGUACCUGGGCAUCGUUCUGUUCGGUGCGGCGCACGGACUCAUAUUCCUGCCCGUUAUGCUCAGCUAUAUAGGGUCCCCCGUCAACAAGCAGAAGCUAGCCAACCAGAUGCAGCGCGGCAAGGAGGCGGUCGCCGAGACGUCGCUCACGAGAGUAAGUGGGGGAGGACCCACCGCUAGACUCUAUAACUUUGACACGCUUCUGGCGUAAGCGUCGCCCGGCUCUGAGAGGCAAAAAGAAAAAUAACGUGAUUGAGGUCCGUUUACGGGAUUUUUAAACAUUCAACUACCUAUUUACAACAAUGAAAGGCACGUUUGAAUUAAAGAGCGCAUCUGAUUUUCGUUCGAAACGUGCUAAAAAUUUCUAUAGUAAAUUUUAAGAGGCAUUUGAUAAUAAGCCAACACUUUAAUGAAGUUCAAAUUCAUUGUGAGAAAUAUAUUUAUAAAUGGACUGAUAUUGUAGUUUUUUAAAUUCCAAGUUUAAACUUGAAAUUGGCUGUGGUUCUGUAAACGGACUUGAUCGUAAUUUAUAAAUAUUUUUUUCUUUUUGCUACAAGUGUGGUGGACACUGAAAUAACUAAGUAUAGAAAAUAAUUGUAAACAUAGAGGCGAAAGAUGGAAUGCUAGCUUUUAUCUAAGCUGGCUUAUUUAUGUUGAUAUUAGAAGGUAAAAUAUAUAGUGAUUUGUAAAGAGAAUUGAACAGUAUUGUCCGUGCAAUAAAACGUAAAAUUAAAAAGUAAAUUAACGUAGUUAUUUCCAACUAACAAAGCUUCGUAUUAAUCUUGCUUCCGCCAUACUUGUUGUUAAUUCAGUGCCCGGUAACGCUUAUCAUAGACCAACCAACAUAUUGGGCCAGUGCCUUUGAAACGAUGGAUUCUACCAUCAAAUUGGAGCUGAUCCUAAUUUAACAAGAAAAUAAAAUAUAUCAUACGUGAAAUAUUUUAUUUUCUACUAGAUAUAUCGCCUAAUGGGAACGUGGUUUUCUUCCCAUUAACACUAUAUUCUAAAGCAUUUAUGUGUAAAGUAGUAUUCACAAUUAAAAUUGGAAUUUAGUAUAUAAAAUUGUGAAUUCUCCUUGCGGGUACGGUUUCUAACCAAAGAAUGGUUCAUGGCUCCUUUUUACUAUGUAUAAAAUACACGAAUAUUUUUUUUAUUGUAAUGCAUGUACCGAUCGUUUUAGAUGUGUAUAGAUGACGAUCAUUCCUAUUUGUUUUUCGAAUUUAAGUUAUUUUUAUGUACUGGAUGUUGCGUGCGUGCUUGACACUGCCUUGAUUUUUUUUGCACUUUUGCGGUACUUAAACGUUUUGGACGGUACUUAAGAUUCUGUCGAUAUUCUAUAGGGCAGUGGGCAACGGAAUAAUUAAUAAUUAUGUAGAUGAUAAAUAUUAAAGGUGGUCGGUCACUCAUCGCGUGCAAACGACAUGCAGCCUUAACUACAUUUAAACUAGGUACUUAGUUCCUUUAUUUUAUUUUAUAAUCCUACCUAAUCAAUUUCAUUGGCAAUAAAUAUUUUAUUUAUUGUAAAUUCAUGUUAGAUGCUGUUUUCUUUGUUUUUUUGCAGUAUUUUUUUGUGAUAUAUUGCUUUAAAUAUCCGUAGGUAUUUUUUUGUCAUAUUAAAGAAAAUCGAGAUUAUAAAAAAGUCGAUUAGAAAUUGUCGCCAAGGCUGUAUGUAGAUGGGAGCAUGUAGGUGACCCCAUGAUAUUACAUGUUAGGAUUCAAGCUUAUUACAAUUUUUAUUUAAACAUAUUCCAAUUAUUGUAAUUAUUAUGUCGUGUUUGAGUCAUGGCUCUCGCUGGCAAACGAGAUUAAUUUAUUUUGCUUUAUGUUAAUAGUGUCCUGCACUUUCUUUCGAUAUUCAUUAUGAAUAUAUGCAGUUAGAUUAGUAAUAUUUAUUAACAACAAUAAAUAUUUGUAAUUUAUCAAGCAGCCAUUUUGAUUAGCAUUAGUUCAUUUACAAAAUGGCUGCUCAAACAUUUAACGCAAAAAGUAUAUACACGGUGGCUAAAAAAUAAGUGUAUUCCCGUUGCCAGGGAGGCUUUUGGAUUAUAUUGAGCAACUUUUAUUAUGGGACCAACCCCGAAAUUGCGAAAGAAAAUUUGGCUGUUUCAUACAUUUUGGCUGGUCCAUUUUCUAUGGGAGGGUAAGUUUUUUUUCGCUUACUAGAAGUUGCUCUGUAUAUUUGUAUAAUCCCAAAACCUCCCUGGCAACGGGAAUGCACUUAUUUUUUAGCCACCCUGUAUAUAACAUAACUGGCUGUAGUUAAGUUAGCAAAGUAUUGGUAAAUGUUAGAAAGUCCUAACAGCCAAUGAAAGCGAGAAAUAGUCUAAUAAUUGAAUAAAUUAGAAUCUUAUUGUCAUGAAUGUUUACUAAGUUGUAGAUUCCUUAAUCUGAUACGAGAAACUUUACAAAAGUAGGGACGCUAAUCACGAAAAAUUUGGUACAUUUACCCGCCUGUUCCUGUCUCUAUCGCACGCGCGUAAUUAUAUUGCUGCAUCGCCCAUGUUGCCAGCGGUCAAUGCCAUUGUGCGAGAAGGACAGUAAUAUAAUUAUACGUGUGCGAUAGAGAUAGGAACAGGCGGGACAAUGUACUUAGCGUGCUGAGCGUACUUUAGUUUUGGAUUUAGGUGUCCCACUUUUGAUUAUCGAUUAUUUACGAUUUAUAAAGGAAUUAUAUCAAAAUAUAUGGCCAUCGGUGUAGCCAGGUUUAGACUUUUUCAACUACCUAGGUCAUAAGAGGGUAGGACUAGACCUCAGAAUGACCAUGUCGAUUAUUAGGACCAUUUUUUUUAGUGCAAUAUCCUUAGUUCUACUAUAACACUUAAGCGUUCAUUGUGAACAGUCUGUCCUUUUCUAACUUACUAGAUACUGUCGAGUGCAAAAGAGAUAGGUGCGCGAUAAAUGCUAAUGUGCUAGGAGGAGGAGGAGUCAUCGUUACUAUAUCUAAGCGGACAUUUUCUAAAAUAUCAAGUUGAAAAACAAAUGUUACUAUAGUUUGGUUCAUUACAAACAUCGACUGACAGAAACAUACUGUCUCUGUCUUACACUAGUAAUAGCACCCAAAGGAGAGCGAUGUAGGUAUAGUUUUCUUUGUUCUUACUUACUGACAGGAUGUGUUUGCCUGACUAUAGUUAUCGAUUUGAAACCAACGUUAUGUCUUUUUUUAAUAGAAAUACGCGAUUAGGUUCGUUUGGAUAUAUAGUUGUUCAAACUAAAUUGUCAGUAAAUAAGAACAAAAAAAACUAUAUUCAUCCUUUUCUUUUGGGUGCUAGUACUAGUGUAAGACAAAGAUAGUAUGAUUAUCUCUGUCUAUGUUUGAAAUGAGACAGUCCUUUGACAAACUAUAUGUAUUUUAUACCCAAUAAAAUACCCAUUAGGUCAGUUACUUGCAUUUUUUAGGACAUGUUCGCUCGGAUGACCGUUGAAAUCAUUUUCAUAAUAUUAGGUUUUAAUUUAUUGUCAGUUUCUUUGCACGUUUAAAUUUAUAAUUAAGCUUUAUCGCUGUGCACAUUGUAUUAAUUUAUAUUUUAAUUAUUUUCCUAAGUAACUAACAAAGGGUACAUGAGAGUAGAACUAACUAAGCCUCUAUUUAUCUUGCAUGACAAUUGUCACUUGACACUGACAUUUUGUCAUUACACGUUACGUUAAGAGUCCCCGGCAAGCUCGGCCGAAUUUCAUCUUCCCAUACAAACGGAGUUUCGUUCUCAUUUUAAAACUACUCGUUGGAUUGUAAUGAAACUUUGCACAUACAAUGACAUGAGGUAUAUCUAGUCCUGUAAUUAGUUUAUACCUAGUCUAGCCAUAAAUUCCGUUAUAACUUAAAUAACACAUAACAGCUAUAUAUUAAAAGUGAUUGAAACAAAUUUUAUAUAUCAAAAAGACAAAACUAAUGACGAAUUUAAAAAAAAACAAUGAUUAGAUUUUGUUUUUGUUUUCUCUUGCGUAUUUACGUGCUUUUUAAUGAAGCAGCGAAGUGCCUCAAAAAUACGCACGUCUUUUUCACCACCUCCGUCGGGAAUUUCGACCACAUAGCUUUAAACAAUUUCUGUAACAAACUAUUUUUUAUGUAUCGCCUAGAGCAGGCAAUAUAUACAUAAAAGAAAUCCAGUGGAUCAAACAUUGACUUGCCGAGAGAAAGAGGCAGUAAGUUGCCUCAAUAACCUUGGUAAAAUAGCUCCAGUUUAUAAAACAAACGAAAUAGAGCAACAACAAGUUUUGUAUGAACAACUUAAAUUAACUGUAUUUUUUUACUAUGGUAUUUGAAGCUACAUAAACUAAUUACAGGACUAGAUAUACCUUAUUCUAUUGUAAGUACAAAGUUUCAGAGCAAUCUAGCUAGUUUUAAGAUGAGAGCGUAACUACGUUUGAAUGGAGAACCGAGCUUGCCGGGGACUUAAUAAACCAAAAUAUUUAGUACAGAAAACUUUUUUAAAUACGCUCCACUCCUAUACACCAAAAGUAAUUUUGUAUGUGUAAUGCACAACAGAAAAUAAGUCUUUAUGUACAUUAUGUUUGUAAGAUUACUUUAUAUGCAAGCAUAGAUAAAUUGAAGAGGGGCGCGCAGUUAAAAAACGGUCUGCGACUGGUCUGGUGCGAUUAUUUUAUGCGAUAAACGCAACGUUGAACGCAUAUGUUACGGAAUGUAUGAAAAAUUACAAUGCGUGUAUAGUAUGAAUCUUCUCAAAUUAUUUUUACGCCUAAGACGCUGUAAUCUGUUAAAGAUAAACCAUUGUUUCUUUUGUGCGAGCGGCACGUUGUCAAUUGUCAGACACAAUGGCCGACCGCUCGCAAAAAAGGAACAAUGGCUUUUGUUUAACAAAUUACACAUUAAAAAUCUUUUGGGAAGAUGCAGACUUUACUGUAAUGCGUAAAACAAUUCAGUGUCAUUAGAUUAUUUAAUGUAAAAUGUCACUUUUCCUACAUUCCGUUGAUCGCAUGCGUUCAACGCUGCGUUCGUCGCAUAAAACAACGGCGCGCUUCAGUGUCAAAAGAUAUCUGUCUUGUUGGUAAAAUAGGCGGCAAGCUUAAGGUGGUCGGGCUCCGUUCAGUAUGGUUAUUUAAAGUCGAGCAUCUCUUUGCAGGUUCGUCUCUAACCUCAUGGAAAUUAUGAACAAAUUCUUUAUUAUUACUAUUAUUAGUCAUCACUUUUCAAUGUAUUAUAUCCACAACUUUGAGUUUACAUGAGAUUGAUUUAUUCUAGUUGGCGCCCUCUAAGUUCCUAUUAAUGUAAUUAGGAAAUGCAGCCAAUGUUGCUGUUUUAGAGAAUUUCACCGAACUGGAAUCUCCUACUUAAAAUUAGUACUUAAUUUAGAGGGAAUUUUUCCGCAAUAUCCAAAGGUAAUGGUAAUGUUAGUGAUGUACCGACCCACAGUUUAUAUUGUGAUAGAAAUAAAUUAUGUUUUUCUUAUU
Molecule: messenger RNA, 9335 nt
Organism: Cydia strobilella
Lineage: Eukaryota; Metazoa; Arthropoda; Insecta; Lepidoptera; Tortricidae
Gene: Npc1a
Product: NPC intracellular cholesterol transporter 1
Exons: 23
Coding region: 148-4140 (1330 amino acids)
Biological process (GO): cholesterol homeostasis; intestinal cholesterol absorption
Cellular component (GO): plasma membrane
Molecular function (GO): cholesterol binding; lipid carrier activity
Source: RefSeq, a predicted model, not a curated record